Phytophthora infestans T30-4 is the source of this 1140-nucleotide messenger RNA. RefSeq lists its product as uncharacterized. Gene Ontology annotation, molecular function: ATP binding; phosphoenolpyruvate carboxykinase (ATP) activity. The transcript has 3 exons. Gene Ontology annotation, cellular component: cytosol. The record is from RefSeq and is a predicted model, not a curated record. Bases 1 to 1140 code for a protein of 379 amino acids. Gene Ontology annotation, biological process: gluconeogenesis. Lineage: Eukaryota; Oomycota; Peronosporomycetes; Peronosporales; Peronosporaceae.
AUGGCCCUCCGCCAGAGCUUCCAGGCGCUGCGCUCGGUCACAGCACGUCGUGCACUUCUCCGCAACUUCAGUGUCGCUCCGCACGCCGCCGACAAGUUCGAGUUCCCGCAGGAGCACGAAGGUCUCAACAUUGAGUUCAACUGGUCGCUGGCUGACGAUGACGUGACGCCGCACGGUGACGCUUUCCGCAACCUCAGCUGGCCCAAGCUCGAGGAGCUCGCCAAGCAGGAGAAGCCCGCUGGCAAGAAGGUGGCGAUCGAGGAGGUGGACGUGAGCAUCGUGUUCAACGACUUCGAGGGUCUGUACGAGAAGGUGACGGAGCACCUGUCCACUGAGCCCAAUCUGUACACGCAGGACGGAGCUGCUGGUUCUUUCCAGGACGACCGUACACGUGUGCGUGUCAUUUCGGACUCUCCUGUGGUGGCUCUGUUCGCCCAGAGUCUGUUGGUGCGUGUUCCCAUCAAAGACCCUCAUGCUGCUCGCCCCAUUGUCGUCUACGUGGCAACCGGCGGUGAAUUCAAGGACAAGGACCCUCAAGCUCAACUGCUCAUGGAUAAUGACGACGAAGGUGCCACAUUUGUCAAGGUUGUGAUCACGGGAGCCGCAGACUUGUCGACCAUUAAGGAUUCUAUUGGUCUGGCCAAGAAGAAGCUGCUGGAUGUGGCUGAGUCCGGGUCUCUGGUGGUUCCUGCUGACGUUCUGGUCAAGGACAACAAGACUGCGCUUGUAUUCAACGCUACGGGCGCUGGGCGCGCUGCUGCCAUCAACAACGGCCAGCUCUACAGUGCUCACUUGAGCAUCUGGAACCCUCUGGGUGUGACGUCCCUCUUUGGUGGUGCGAUCGUGGACGCUGCCAGUAAGGUGACUAAGAAGCACGUGCUUGCUGUGGAAGAUGGCUUGGCUGUGAACGUGCCGUGCAACAACCUGGUGGAGCACCCGAAGGCUGCUGUCUUCGUGGACAAGGCAGCCAAGGGCGUCAAGUCCAUUUCCUCCGCAGAAGCCGCAGCGCUGCUAAAGAAGGUGGACUCUGACGUUGAUGUGGAGAAGUUCGAGGCUCUGCUCAAGAAGGCUAACACUAAGAGCUUUGUCGUGUCUAGCGACGCCGAGGUGGAUGCUGCCCUGGCGAAGCAGAACAAGUAG